This is a messenger RNA of Nicotiana tabacum (common tobacco), 1266 nucleotides long. RefSeq names its product putative RNA-binding protein ARP1. NCBI's taxonomy places the organism in Eukaryota, Viridiplantae, Streptophyta, Magnoliopsida, Solanales, Solanaceae. The record is from RefSeq and is a predicted model, not a curated record. Gene Ontology annotation, molecular function: RNA binding.
AAACUUCUCCUCUAAAAUCCCCUAUUGUCUCUCCUUGAACCCCAAUAAAACUUCAUUAUUCUCUCUCUCUUUCAAGAAGUCCAUUUUUCUGCAUGCUUAUCAAGAUGACGAUGAGCAAUAACCACAAUGUGAGUGGGUAUCACAACAACAACAGCAACAACAUCGGCGAUCGAGAUACGACGUUGACAAAGGUGUUUGUGGGAGGGCUGGCGUGGGAAACUCCAAAGGAAGCCAUGAAAGAGCACUUUGACAAAUAUGGUGAGAUCUUGGAAGCUGUCAUCAUCUCCGACAAGCUCACCGGCAGAUCCAAGGGCUAUGGCUUUGUGACAUUUAAGGAGGCAGAAUCAGCGAAAAAGGCAUGUGAGGAUGCAACCCCAAUCAUCAAUGGCCGCCGAGCCAACUGUAAUCUGGCAUCCCUCGGCGCACGUCGUUCCAGGCCCCCUCCUUCUAUCACUCCUCCUCCUCCUCCUCAACAAGGACCCAACGUGGUAGGACCAAGGGCCAAUCCAGUAUCACCUGCAGGUCACGUGCAAUGGUACUAUCCUGCUGCUUCGGCACCCCAAGCUGCUGCAGCUCCAGCUUCACCAUAUCACCAUCAUCAACCUCUUCCUUUCUAUGGUUAUUCUCCAGCUUAUAUUGCCACAGACAUGAAUUACAAUCAUAAGCUAAGCUACACAGGUGGGGCCUACAUGAAUGGGCAUUUCUCUCAAGUGUAUCCAUUGAUGGGUGGCAACACAUUGAUGCCAAUGUACCCAUAUUAUCACUUUCACCAUCAUCAGUCACAGACAAUGGGCCUUCCGGCCCAUAUGUACUCUCCAACAGCUGCUGUUCCGGCCCUUAUCUCAAAGCCCACUUCUCUUCCUCCUACUGCAGUUUGCUUGGCUGUGGAAUAGGUACAAUUGGAGCAGGUGGAGUUCUGAUCAAAAGGGUGAUGUCAAAGAGCAAUUAGAUUGGAGAAAGGUGGUGGCUGGAUCAAAUAACAAAGAGGAUUAUUAUAGGCUGCUCAGAACAAUACUAUUAUUAGAGAUCUGCAGUAGCUCUUCUAAUUUCCAAUUUCAUUUAUUUUUUUACUUUUCUUCUUUGUAAUUUUUUCUAAGCAAGAAAAAAGAAGUUAUUAUUGUCAAUCAGGCAGCUAAUUAGAUGUAUUCAUUUCAUGUCUAUCCCAAUGGCUAACCUAUUGAGCUCAGCUUGAGCUUCUAAGCAUAAAUAUUCAACUAUUGUAUAACCUAAAGUCAUAAGUUUCUUUCAUGGCGCAAUUAAUCUCUA